GGCGGCUGCGCCUGCGCGGGAGGCGCGGCUUGCGCUCUGAGGAGAAGGCGGAGGAGGAGGAUGCCCUGAAGUUAUUUAUAAUGUCGGGCCGGCCGCGGGUGACGUAGCGAGCCAUCCGGGCAGCGGGAGCAGCGGCGGUAGCCUCGUCCCCUAGUUCGCCGCGCCUGCGCCGCCAUGAAGGGAGCCGAGCCGGCGCUGCGGUGGCAGCCGGGCUCGGGCGGCGCGUGGUGAGGGCGGCCGAGGCGGCCGGAGCGCGGUGAGAUCUCCGAAGUCUUGGCACACAGGUUGCAGGAAUAAAAUUGGUGGCUCCAGGUGGAAAUGCCGGGCUCGGUGCCCAUCUCCUUUCAGGCGUUGGGUUGAAACUGAAUACGUAACUUUCUCGCAAGACUCGGGGUCCCCUUGCCCCUGUUCCGGGGGAGGGGCAAGGGGAAACUCUUAGAAGGGGGAGGAGGCAUCCUCCCCAUCCAGAAGGCCAAACUAUAGGCCUUUGGCUUUCUUUCCUCCCGGGGCUCAUUCUGCAACGCAGGACCAUGCCGUGAAUAUUAUAGCAGGCCAUCCCGCUCACCAGCCCUUCCAACCGCACCUCAGGGAAUUUAACCGAGAGGGCAGCGGUGACCAGGGGACUGGCCAUGGCUGGGAGUGGAUAUACGGACCUACGAGAGAAGCUUAAAUCGAUGAUGCCUUACCGGGACGGCUACAAGAGCAGCAGUGGCAAGAGCAGGCGGGAUCCUGCCGAGUCCCCCUACGGAGCUGCGGGGGGAGCCCCUGAACGCAAGCGCAAGCACCACCACGAUUCUGACUCUGAGCCCACCGACUCCGAAGACCCCCCACGGGAGGAGGAAGAGGAAGAGGAGGCCCAGAAGGUCAAAAGCGGCAUCCGCAGCUUCGCUUGUUCAGCCCGAGGAAUCGUCAAGAUCGAAGCACGCAUCGAUGAGGUGGUCUCCCGAGCUGAGAAAGGCCUCUAUAAAGAGCACACGGUGGACAGGGCCCCACUCCGGAACAAGUACUUCUUUGGGGAGGGCUACACCUAUGGGUCUCAGCUGCAAAGGCGAGGCCCCGGCCAGGAGCGACUGUACCAGGGGCAAGUGGAUACCAUUCCUGAGUGGGUUCACGACCUGGUCAUCCACAAGCUGGUGGAACACCGGGUCAUCCCUGAGGGCUUUGUGAACAGUGCAGUGAUCAACGACUACCAGCCAGGGGGCUGCAUCGUCUCCCACGUGGACCCCAUCCACAUCUUUGAGAGGCCGAUUGUGUCAGUGUCUUUCUUCAGUGACUCAGCACUCUGCUUCGGAUGCAAGUUCCAGUUCAAGCCCAUCAGGGUCUCCGAGCCGGUCUUCUUCCUGCCCGUGCGAAGGGGAGUGUCACUGUACUCAGUUGAUUCUGAAAGAGGGGAUGUUUGA
Messenger RNA from Ahaetulla prasina, 1400 nucleotides. RefSeq names its product RNA demethylase ALKBH5-like. The coding region runs from base 630 to 1400 and encodes 256 amino acids. Gene Ontology annotation, molecular function: oxidative RNA demethylase activity. Gene Ontology annotation, cellular component: nucleus. The transcript has 3 exons. Gene Ontology annotation, biological process: mRNA processing; mRNA export from nucleus. The record is from RefSeq and is a predicted model, not a curated record. Lineage: Eukaryota; Metazoa; Chordata; Lepidosauria; Squamata; Colubridae.